This is a messenger RNA of Anopheles stephensi (Asian malaria mosquito), 11708 nucleotides long. RefSeq names its product serine-rich adhesin for platelets (gene Nuak1). The record is from RefSeq and is a predicted model, not a curated record. The transcript has 12 exons. Bases 618 to 9671 code for a protein of 3017 amino acids. Gene Ontology annotation, biological process: protein phosphorylation. Lineage: Eukaryota; Metazoa; Arthropoda; Insecta; Diptera; Culicidae. Gene Ontology annotation, molecular function: structural molecule activity; protein kinase activity; ATP binding.
GUGCGCAGUAUUGCUGUAGGGGCGGUUUCGGUUCUACCGUUCUACGAUAGUAGUUUGGGAGUUUUCAGUUCAGAUUUCACAUAUCCAUCGGCACGCAGUGUGUGCGCUCGUCGUUGCGCUUCCGGCGACGACUAGCCUACUUGUGGUGUGGUUCAAGUUUCAAUACCAAAAAAAUUCUAGUGCUAGGAUAACAUCACUCACCAACAAACAAAUAAACAAACAAACAAGAGUGUUUUGUACAGUUCGUUUUUUUAUAAGCAUUCUCCUAACCCGUGUGUCGUUGUGCGUACGGUGAGUGUAUGUAUUUAUGAAACAGAAGAAAACCCCGUACGCCGUAGAAUUUCACCCGUGCCGUCGAAAAUCUCGGGUGAAAGUUUCAAUUGAAAGCUAAGCCCACAGCAGCAGCAUCAGCACCAGCCCAAAAUACCACAACAAUUAUACAGUGUGUGGGCAAACCCGCGUGCGGUUCUUCUCCCUUUUUCGCCCACAAAAUCCCGCACAGCUGUGUCGUAGAAAAUUGGUGUGCUUCCUGUACGCGUGUUUGAAUGUGUGUGUGCGCGUUGUGAUUAUAUUGGGCGAGUGAUUUAGAGAUUAGAAAACAAAAUAGUGGCAAUACAAUGGUGAUAGGCGAGCAGGUGGAAGGUGGCGAGGCGAUGCCUCCGUCACCGCAACAGUUCCCUCCACAGAAGGCAACGAUAGAGAACAUCAUGAGCGGCAUAGAGAACACCGGUGCGGUGAAGAUGAACAACCAUAGGAAAAAACUUCGCCAGAGAUUUGACAUAAUAAAAAAGCUCGGACAAGGAACGUACGGCAAGGUGCAGCUCGGUAUCAACAAGGAAACCGGCCAGGAGGUAGCCAUCAAAACGAUCAAGAAGAGCAAAAUAGAAACGGAAGCUGAUCUCAUUCGGAUACGGCGCGAGGUACAGAUUAUGAGCUCCGUCUACCAUCCCAACAUAAUACACAUUUACGAAGUAUUUGAAAACCGGGAGAAAAUGAUACUAGUCAUGGAGUUUGCGGCCGGCGGCGAACUGUACGAUUACCUGUCCGAGCGUAAGGUGCUGGCGGAGGAGGAAGCCCGGCGCAUCUUUCGCCAGGUGUCAACCGCCAUCUACUACUGUCACAAGCACAAAAUUUGCCAUCGCGAUCUGAAGCUCGAAAACAUUCUGCUGGACGAGAACGGGAAUGCGAAGAUCGCCGAUUUUGGUCUUUCGAACGUGUUCGACGAGCAGCGCUUGCUGGCCACCUUCUGCGGCUCGCCACUGUACGCUUCGCCCGAAAUCGUCAAAGGUACACCCUACCAAGGUCCGGAGGUCGACUGUUGGUCGUUGGGCGUGCUGCUCUACACACUAGUCUACGGUGCCAUGCCCUUCGAUGGAGCCAACUUCAAGCGGUUGGUGAAACAGAUUAGCCAGGGCGAUUACUUCGAGCCGAAAAAACCGUCCCGAGCGUCACCGCUCAUACGCGAGAUGCUGACCGUGUGUCCGUCGCACCGUGCCAACAUCGAGCAGAUCUGUAACCACUGGUGGGUGAACGAGGGCUACGACGAGUCGUGUCUCGAUCUGGCGGAAGAGCUCGCCAACCAGACGCCGGUCCGGUUGGAUGUGUUACUAUCGCUGUCACCGCCCUCGGUAAUGGCCGACCAGCUGGUGGUGGGCAACGGUCAGGAAGAUGCCAAGGCGAAGGAUCGCAUUCAGCGAAGCCACUCGAUGGGUUCGAUCGUGGAUAUGGGUGGUACGGAGGCGGAGCGUCGUAUACUCGAUAUGGUAGCGGCCGGUGGUGAAGCGGCUCUCAUGCCAUCGCCAACGCGAACCAUCACACCGGCCGAAGCAGCUGCUGGCAGUCCAGCACAGACGAAGCGCAAACUGGAAACGACCGUUUCGACGGAAAAUGCGACCGGUGCUGUGAAGAAGAAGGACAAGGCGGACCCGCCAUCACCCGCCCAGCCACGCAUACCGGAAGACAUGGAUGUGGAGGAGGCGGCGACGGCGGCGGCGGCUGCUGUGGCGGCUAAGAUGCCGGAAGAGGAGCAACCAAGGGUGGACGCAGAACCUAGCCAACAGCAGCAACAACCAACUACUCAGGAAGAUAAACCCACCGACAAACCAUCUUCGAAACCGGUCGAAACCAACAAAUUCGAAGCUCAGGAAGUGUUGGAAGACUUGCAGAAUCUGGAGAACAUGUGUGACGAGCUGCUACUGGAAGCGGCCGCCCAGCCACAGGCACAAUCGAGCGAGAAUAACAGUACUGCCGUCAAGGGACAAUCGGAAACGGUGGCAGCGAAUGGAGCUGCUGCUGCUGGUCCUGCUGUUGCACCGGCCGCGGACGCACCCGCCAAAUCCGUAUCGAGUGUACGGGCCAAGCUGGAAAAGUUGGAGAAGGGCGAUACAGACCCGAAACCGAUCGUACCAACGACGGCCAUUCCGGCUGUGCGGAAGAUCUUCGGCAAGAACAAAACUACCGAUCUCACGUCCGCUAUCAACGAGGUUAACUCGCGUAAGGCGGGUGAUGAAAGCCAACCAACCGGCACUACGCACCGUUCCGCUAGCAGCGUUGAGCGCAAAAACAGUCUACCGGACGAAAGCCUGGCACGCACGGCCGAACGGCGCAAGUCACGCAUUCUCGAGACGGCCGAAAAGUUCCAAAACCUAAACCAGCAGGCAGGAAAUGGGGAUAAGUUUAAGAAGUUUGUGCUACCGGGCGGUGGCGUACCGACCGUGGGUAACUAUAAGAAAGAGUUUGAGCGCAAAACUGGCCUCAACAAUUCGUCUACCUUCACGAAACCGCCAGCCCCACAGACGGCCACGCUAGAGCAGAGGAAACGUUCCGAUCCGUUCGAGCAGGAUCAGCAGGACCGGGAAGAGACCGCUUCCACACCGGGCACUCCGCCAGCAUUUGUCGGUUCGGCAAAGAAUCUGGUAGGCUUCCAGCAACAGCAUCAGCAGCAGCAGCAGCAACAAGCGUACGAUGCACACCUUCGCUCGACAGAAUCUCCCCUGACGACGACCAAAUCGGACGAUGAGGUGAAGGAAAGCGAUUCGAAAAGCUCGGUCGGCAGUUUUUCGCUCGAGGAUGCCCGCCGCUCGAUGGAGAACUCGAUUGCGAUGUUGAACCGGGCGAAACCGACUGAUUCGAGCGCCCCAUCCACACCGACCUCGAUCGAUCAGCUGUGUGCCCGCACCGAGAGCGUCUCGAUGGUGGAGGACAGCGAACGGGAACGGAAGUUGAAGAAUGCGCGCGAAAUUAUUGGCAACGCGAUACCGAUCGGACGGCUACGGAAACCACCGAUGCCGUUCGGUGCGAAUGGACGUUCGACGACCGGCACGCUUGGAAUAAACAAACCGUACCGGAUGGGUUCGGAAACGCCAGAACCACGCUGUGACACCAUGUCCAUCCCAAGAAAGGUGUCCAUCGGAAGCAUCCCAUGUCCACCGAAAGAUGAAACGAAAACGUCGCAUGCUGAAAUCACCCUGAAAUCGGCCACUUUGCCACGGCGGAAGCUAUCCAAACCGCUGGAACUGCAAGGCGAUGCGCAGCUGAAGGCGGACCAGCGCAUGCAACAAUCACCCCAACUCCAACCUGCCUUUGCACCGAUGCGUUUCUCGACGGAGAUGCAGCACCAGAUGCCGGAUCUGCGCAGCGCACCGAUCGGUCGGGAACAUCCGCCCGCCUUCGCACCGAUGGCACACCAACAUCAGCAACAUUUGCACCACCGUGCAAACAGUUUGGAACCGCAGGGCAAAGAGCAACCGCUGCCGGGAGCAUCCUUCGCUGGGCCACAAAAACCACCAACUUACCAGCGUACCGCCAGCGGGUACGGUCCAUCGCCGGCUACCGGUGGCCGUGGAUCGCUGUCGCGCCAAUCAACGAACGAAUCGAACGAUUCGGACAAUACCAUCUCGCAGGGUCCGAUAUCGACGAACGCUUCCGGCAUGAUGUCCGGCACGGUUAGCACCAGCGGCAGUACGACGAUGCCGAUCAAGAAGAGCCCGCGGGAGUACAUCAUACCGAUUGCGGUCGAGGGUGGUGGUAUUGUGACGCCACGCGCCAACAGUCUGGAACCGUCCGAAUCGAAUGCGUCGUCCGGUGGGCUGUCUGGUGCUGGUGCCGGGUUCGGCAUGAAGCCGCGUCUGGGCAGACCGCGUCGUCUAGGCUCCCUACUAGCGGAGAAUGAUGCUGAAGCGGGUGACGUUACAUCCUUCCCACGACUGAACAGACAUACCUCGCUGGGCCGUGAGAGCGAUUCCGAGGAACCGAAAUUCCACAUGAUGCAUCGUCUCAGGAGUACGCGACCAUCGAAACGUGGCACGGCAGACCCGAACGAAUCGGCCAGCUCCGGCGAAGAGGACGAUGACGAUGGUUUUGAAAUACUGACGGCAGAGAAUCUGUUCUCCACGCUUUUGUCUCGGGUCCGUGCACUCACCAACCGUCUUAAUGUGAACGAUGUCAACUCGUCGCGGUUCCCGGCCUCACGGUUCAUGAACAAUCUGCGCCAAACACAAACACCGUUCUGGCAUCAUCAGGAUCCCUUCGGAAGGAACCUAACCGAGGGUGGCAACGCGGCCAAUGCCUGGCGCCACAGCAUGUCACGAGACUUGAGCACGGACAUCGAUUCAAUGUUUUCGCGUAGCGGAGCCACACUUCCAAGAGGUGAAUAUCGUGAAUCUGGAGAACCCGAUCCGACGACAGCGGACAACAAUGGUGGCUCGAUGGAGGAGAAUCUGGAUCUUCGUGAUCUCGAUCUGUCACAGUUGCGGUUGUCCAAGCGUGACCUGGAAACGUUGUCCAGCAUUACGCCCGCUCUGUCCCAGCGUGUGCAGGAGCAGUUGUUAGCGCAGCUUCCACCGCAACAGGCACGUAAGCUUUCCCGCACCCUUUCGAUGCAGAACGGCGGCGCUGGGACGUCGCAAGCGGGAGGAGCUGCAGCUGCUAACCAACGCCUAUACCGUCGAAGCUACAGCAACAGUUCCGGCAAUCGAUCACUGGACGCAACGGAACGGGCUGAGUACGGUUCGGCGGGAUGGAGCUCCCCGGCGGACAGCGAGCUACGGCGCCGUGGUGGAAGUCAACCACGGGACAUACUCUCACCACCGCCGGCCUACCAAACGCCAGCACCACUGUACGAGAAGUACGCCCCGUACGGUACGAGCAUUCCAACGACAGGCCACAACAACAGCGCUGGUGAUUCGUCCGGUAUGUCUGCGUUUGUGCGCGAGUACGACCACUUGCGGAAGCCGCUUCCAUCACCACACACCACCACACUGACCACGCCGGGUACACGUACUACCACAACACCAUUACGCUACACCAGCAGUCCGGACCCCACUGCCUCUACGAAACGAUUGUCCCGUUUCCUGCGGCCAGACUUUUUCGACACACCCAAGGAGAUGGGCACGACGGCGAACGAACGAGAUUCAGCCUCAUCCUCGGACCGCAACUCCCCUUACUCGUCCGGUGGAGUUACGCUGCGGGAAGGUGCAACGGAUAGGCAGCAGCGGCGAGAGAAGCUUGCCAACGAUACGAUCACCGAUCGGUUGAGCUACUUCCUGGAGAAGUACGGCAAGCCGGACGAUGAGCCGGUGGGCCCGGUGAUCGGUGAUCGUGCGAGACGAAGCGUUUCGCGUACGCGCGACCUAGACGAUGAAGGUGUGAAACAAUCCGAACCAUAUCGAACACCGGCCGAAACGCUGUCAAUGUUGCAGGAACAGCUGCAAGAUCUUACCAACAUAACGUCCCUGGCUGCGGGAAGCCAGAUGUCGAAGCUACUGCGUGGCAAUGAUGAAACGCCCGUGUCGUCGGUGCCAGCGACGAGUGAAUGUCAACUACCGGGAUGUGCUGAGUGCGAUGGGAAGUCUGAGAACGGUACCGUCCAAACAACGAACGGCAGCGCUGGUGAGGUGAAAGAAGCUGCAGCACCGGUUAAGAAGAUCGUAAAGGUUAAGAAGGUAAAGGUGGUGAAGAAGGCAGCGACAGCUGGAGAUACUACCGUCUCGGAGAAAUCAUCGACAGGCGAUACCGCAGAAGCCACUCCACCCACAGUGACAGUAGUGAAGAAAGUUAAAAAGGUAGAGACAAAUGCUGCAGAUACAAAGGAAGGUCCGAGUACGAUCGCUGGAGCAACCAUCAAGAAAGAAUCCAAACUAAUGCGUCCCAAGUCGUACCCCUACAAGGAGACUGCACAAGAUGGCGCCAAGUUGUCCGUAGCGGGUGAGAUAGAACUGGAGACCAGCGUUAAACCUAUGCCCAUCGCAACUCCCAAAGAACCAUCUACGGAGGGACAAUCGAAUGGCACACCGACAACAGCCGCUGCCAACGGUGUUGCCAGCACGGUUAGUAAAAUAGCUCGUCCUAAGAGUUUCCCAGCAUCAAAGCUUACGCCACCGAAGGAACUGAAGUUGCUAAAAUCACCUGUUAGUGAGGCAGAAUCACUGGAUGCUGCAAAAGUCGAACCUUCCACCACACCGACAACUCCGGUGGCAGAAUCGGCCACGAAUGGGACACCGACCUCCACCACAAGUCCACCGAAGAAGGUGAAAAAAGUCAUUCGUAUCGUGAAGAAGGUCACCAAAACGACCGACUCUAGCGGCAAGGUUGUGGUGACCACUACCACGAUGCCCGUCGACGGAGGGCCGCUUCCGAAAGGUUGCAAAGAAACGACCACCAAAACGGUCACCAUUAAGGAGGAGCCUGCGGGCGUUCAGAAUGCGUCAUCGACCGAAAAACCGUCCACGGUUAAGGAGAAAUCCAAAUCGCCCGAAAAGAAACCAAAGCAAGGCUUUCUGGCAAGUAUCGGGCAGAGGUUCGAGAAGUUCCGGGACACUAGCCGAAGCAGCAAGGAGAAGAAAGCAGCUGCCGCUGCAGCUUCAGCAUCAGCAGCAGCGUCCACUGCAGCAGCAACUAUCACCUCGGUAACGUCCAACGAAUCCCUGCCAGAUACGGCUGUCCCUGCUAUGGUUCCUGGUUCGGGCCAGAUCGUGGAUGGAGUCACACCGGACGUGCUGAAACCAUCGGAACCCGUCACCCUGAAGAAGGAUAAAAAGAAGGUCGGCAAAACGAUCGCCAAGGGCGCCCAGGCGGAUGACAAACCAUCAACGGACGAACCGAUCGGCAAGGCCACGGCCGGAUCCCGCAAAUCCCGCAUCGACACAGUCAUCAAGAAUCUGCGCGAACUAUCCACUGGACCGAAGCUGCCCGAGUUGACCGAAUCGAAGCUGAUCAAGCGUGCCGUUAGUGUGGAGGAGAUGCCGGGCACGUUCAAUCGCUGCGGCGUCACCAAGGUACUGGGACUUUUCAAAAAGAUAGAAAAAGAUUCACGCAAUAACGCUCACCACCGUCUUCUUAAUACCAAGUCAUCUAGCCACAUCAUGACGAGCGGCCGGUCGGUGGACGAAGGCAUCCUGGCACCGAUGCCCGAUCUGAUGCAACCGGUCCCGGUUGAGUCGGGCCGGAUGCGGAACGGUGACUCGCUGCUGCCGGGCCCAACACAGCAGCUGCGCAAAAAGAUGUACGGUGGCGCAAGAAGUGACACCGUCCUGCCGAUGGACACGCUGCUGUCGAACGGUGUGGACGGUGGUGAUUACGAGCAGCGUAAGUUUAAGGUGGCUUCGGGUGUGGGCCAGUCGCAGAUACCGGUCAAGUAUGGCUGUCCUGGUUGCGACACCGGUUGCAACACCGCCGCCGGCAGCAGUCACACCAGCGCCGGCACCGGCAAUGGUAGCAUCAAUGGAGUACACGUCGGAAGUCAUGGUCAGCAAGCUACCGCCGAGACGGAUAGUGGCUCCAACGGUAUGCAACGCCCUCCGCCGCAAGACACGGACCGGAAGGGUCGUGCCCGUGCCCUAACCAUUGACCUGGAGCAGGCCGUUCACUCGGCGACGGAAAAGUUGAAGCGCCUGCAGCAGGCCAACAGCAUCCAUCUCAGUAACAACCUACCGACACAGCCACUACUCCAUCACCAUAGUAACCACAGCAACAACAACUACAUCAGCAAUCCUAGCAAACCUAGUUUAAGCGCUUGCACCAAGCCCCUACCCAGUCACAGCAACACUGCCAACGGCACCACAAACCACACUAGCAGCUCCACACUGUCGGCGGCACCAACCACUGGUGGCAAUAACAACUACAGCUAUCCGCCACCAUUGCCCGGCGAACUGGUGCCAACCGGGACGGCAACCUCGCCGGGCGGAUAUAACAGCAUGAGCCACAGCAACAACAUCAACAACAAUCCUUCCCAUCACUACAGCACACUGACACCGUCGUACGAUAGCAUUACCAACUACUCGUCUGGUUCGCGAAGUAGCCCGUACGACGACAACUCGUCCAGCACGUUCCUCUCGCCGUCGGAGGAGCGCGAGCUGUACUUCGACAGCUGGUCGGUGUGCUCGGACGAGCUGAUCGGGGGGCACGGUGGCGGCGGUUCGGGCGGUGGUCGGCCCCUGAACUCUUCCUCCGCAUCGCCGGCGCCCUCGUCGUCCGCCGCGUCCCGGCGCCAUUCCUCGGUGCGACUACUAACCUCCAACCCACCACUGCACUCUGUCUCCCCAGUAGAUCCGGACGCGGAGAGCGUCAUCGAACGCAUCCGGCGCAAGAGUUUCUACACCCGCUUCAACGACACGAAGAAACCGGCCAAACGGGCCUCGGCCAGCAAUCUGGGUGCGCUCGGUGGAGCUGGUUCCGCAUCCGGCCAUUUAAAGGACACCGGCGGCGGCAGCAGCAGCAGCAGCAACAGCUACGGAUACUACGGUGGCAAUGCCAAUGCGGGCAGUGUCGGUUCGAUGCGUGAGAAGUCGUUGUCGCGCGGCGGCUCCACAUCCUACAUCCUGCGCCCGAACAAAGAAUCAUCCUUCAGCGGAGUUGGUAAGUACGAGACGCCGGGUUACGCUACGCUCGGCCGUACCGAGCACCACCAUCGCGGGUACGCGACGAUGGUGAACCUCACCAAGGCGAACCGAAGCGCUGCACGACUGCGCAACAGUAGCCUGGAUGUGGUGCCCCUGGUGGCAGCAUCCGGCACCGACUACCAACAUCACCAACCACCACCACACUACCAUCACCACCACCAUCAUCACCAUCGUCAGCAGCAGCCGACAAUGGGAGGAUCACUUUCACGGACCGGGUCACGGCUCCUGUCGACCGACGACGAUCCACUGACCGACGGUUUAAACUACAACAAUCUUAUCAACAACAACCACCACAACAACAACAACACCACCACCAGCAACCACAAAUAUACACGCAACACGUACUACGAAAGUAGUGCCGUGCCGUCGUCGUACGGAACCUACACACCGAGACGUCGCUCCUCGUUCGUGGCCGGCGGUGCCGGAUAUGGCGGAUCGUCUAAUAUCGCUUCAUCCUCUUCAUCGAUUGCGCUAGAUCUGCUCAAGGACCAUGCUCGGGACGGGUCGGCGAGCCACGGUAACCUCGCCACCACGACGUCUUCCUCCUCCUCCAACACGCUGUCGGCGUCGGACAACUAUGGCAUCGGGAGUAGCAACAGCAGCAGCACCGCAUCACGCACCCUUCGUCCGUACGAGACGAGAAGCAGUUCCCUGCUGACUCCAACGGCGUUACGCGAAGCGGGACGUUACAGCGGCCGGUACGAUAGUGGCACACUGACCAAAAACUAUCGCACACGGACCACGUCAACGUCCAAAUCAACAGACAAUGCGUAGACGCUGCUAAGGUUUGCUCCGCGCCCAAGAAGACAUCCACCAGCCAUUGUCAACCAUUUAUCGACUAAUAGUAGUAGCGUCCUUUAGUGAAUUAUUGUCUGCGUGUGUGUGUGGGGGGAAGGAAUAGAAGAUAAAUGUUGUAGGUCGCGGUGUCAUAUCGUAACGUACUAGGGAGAAUCAAAAUGGCGUUAUUUUAGAUGAACGUAAUAGACUAGAAAAUAUUGCAUUUAGGCCAAACUACACUUACAAACAAAACCACUCAGAAUCAAGCAAUGAAAAACGGCGAAAAGAAAAACGAAAGCCAAAACAAUAAUCGCCAAAUAAUAAAUUAAAUCAUUAAAAUAAGGUUUGCGGAAAUGCCGGAAGCGGGACACACAUUCAGGGACCGGACAGGGAUAGGAAGGGUGGGAUCGAUAAGAGAUCGAUAGGAGGGUUUUAAAAGGGCGUGAUCACUGAACGAAUUUUUAACGUAUAUUUUAAACGGUGUUUUUUACCCAAAACCCAAGAGAUCCCAUUCUUGCCCUGCAUGCUGUCCUUAUUGGGACACACAGCCACACCCAUACUCGGCAAGACGUUCAAUCCCGUCUUGUCCUCCUAUUGCGGGCAGAAGGAAGAAGGGCACAGCAAUACAAUAUCCCCACCGGAAGACACACAAGACAUCAAUCUCCAUCUCCCUCAAGAGAAAUCGUGGAUAUCAUACGAUCACCAUGCGUCUCCAUGGAGUAUCGAUCAUGUUUGGCCACCAUUUUCUUUCCACCUCGCUGCAGAGUUUCCGUUCUUAUGCUCGCCAUUUUUUGCAUCAUCAACAUUACAUCGACACAGUUCAAACAAGAUAUCCUGUUCGAGCUGGUACAAAAGGCACUCUGCACAUCACCACCACAGAGGGUGGUGAUCAUCCUGUGUCAUGACGCCAUUUUGAUUGCCACUCGACUUAGGAUUCAAUCACUAACACACACACUCUCACUCAUUUUCUAAUGUUUGCUUCGCCGUGUAUUACAAUUCCGGUGCCUUUCCUUUCUGAUCGCAUCAUAUAUCCGCACUAGUUGUAGUAGGUUGCCCUAAGUUACCACCGGAAGAUCGAGACUCGUCGGGUUGUUUAGACGCAGGCAAGAUGUUCCAAGUACUGAGAGUGGGAAGGUCAAAAUGUGCCAUUAUGUGGGAAAGUAAGGGUUGGAAUCGUUCAGCAAAAUUUGGGCCGGUAACCAAAUCCGGAACGCGAACGCGAUUGAUUUGAUGACACCAUGACGUGUUUGAUUUUAUUAAAAGUUAGCGUUUAUUAUAAAGGAUGAAAGAUCUUGAAGCGGGUACCAACGGGACAACACGGGAGACAAAACUUUGGCAAACGGAUACGGCUAACCGGGAUGAUCGUUGUUAUAGGCUACUUUUUUAACUACUAUUACUUCGCUACGAAACCCUCCGUUGGAGCAGGCAGUUUCGUAUGAUUAAGCUCCGGGACAGUUUUACAAACGGCCGGAGAGAAUUUUAGGAACGGCAAUAAACAAAAAAGCAUCAAUAAAUUAACAGUUAACGAGCAAUCGGUUUUUAUUCGCGGCGAGACAUUUGGAAGAGAUACUGUGAUUAAAGGAGAAGGCAAAAGGGUGUUGCGGCGGACACGUACGUCAAGGGUUAGACUGUUGUUGUGGAUAGCGAGCGAGUUAGUUUGGUUCGGAGAAAAUAUGGUUCAUCUUGAAAAAAAAAAUCCAUAGCAGCGCAAUAAUCGAACGCAAACACGUGUCGGUUUUCCGUACACCCGUAGGGAUGCGAGGAGCAUGAGUUUUAGCAAAUGAUUCGAUGCCAAAUGAUCAUUACACCCAUAAUAAACAAGACUAUAGCAAUAAUUCAUCGUUUCUCUGUGUAGGAUCAGCCACCUGUGCAGUGGGUGCGAACCGUGCCCAGGGACACCAGGGACUUGGGGUUCGUUUGGGUAGAACUUAAUAAAAAACCGGGUUAAUCACCAUCGACGGUACUGGUAUCGGCUACCGCGAGUGGAUAGCACAGAGUAUUGUGAAGUUAUCAGAAUAAAAGCUAGAUUGAACG